This is a messenger RNA of Cimex lectularius (bed bug), 988 nucleotides long. RefSeq lists its product as uncharacterized. The transcript has 4 exons. The record is from RefSeq and is a predicted model, not a curated record. Bases 195 to 944 code for a protein of 249 amino acids. Lineage: Eukaryota; Metazoa; Arthropoda; Insecta; Hemiptera; Cimicidae.
UAACGGUAUUUUGCCGGGAUUUACUUAUUUACGUACACGGAGGUUUUAUCUAAACAACAUUUUUGCCGAAUGAGUCUCCGGCAACCAGAUUACGGAGGUUUUAUCAUUUCUCAAAAAACUUGAAUUUGAAUGUUUUGAAUGUUCCUUCUUUCUUUGAAAGUUAAGUCGUUUUUAAUAUAUUUUUCUUGGCUGUCAUGGCUGAUAAAUUGGUUGAGCUGCAUCAGAAGGUGAUUCAAAAAGAGCUCAUUCUUCACUCCUUGCAAAGGUGUCUGGACAAUAAGAUUUUUAAUGAAAAAUACGAAACGUUCAUUUUGGACACUCGGUAUGAAGAAUGUGACCAAAUAAGAUCGGUCCUGGUGGAUUCCAAAGAAGGAUCUGAAAACGUUGAUGUCAAAGACUUCCCAAAUUUAGAGAAAAUUGUAGAGGAAGAGGUUGGACAAAUGAUCAACUGGGUAGUAGACCUCAAACGAUCUUUUGGCCCAAUACAUAAAACAGACAGGUCGACUAUUUUGUCACAAUGUCAAACGAUAGAGGAGAAGACAAAAAGGAUGCAUGCUUUCCUCAACUGGUUAUUGCAAAAACAAGACUUAUCUGUGAAUCUCAAGACUAAUGUUUCUUACCAAACGAUAGACAAAAUUUGUGACAUCCUUGCAGACAAGAAAAACGUCAUUUUGCAGUCAGCAAGUGAUUUGAACAAAGAGAUAACUGCAAAAAUUUACGACAGCUGCUCACCAGAAAAAUUCGAAGCUUUGAAAAGGAAUUUGGUUGAAGAAAUAAAUGAUGUUUCAUGUGAAAUAGAAAAAUCGACAGGAAUUUUACAAUUGUAUGAAGGACUCCUUGGUGUAAAAGAAUAUCAAAACAUUCUUGAUGAAUAUGCCAGUACCAUAAAAGAAAUAAAAAUGCAUGAUAUAAUCGAAAGAAACAAAGUGAAAAUUCCUUGUUAACUGAGUUGACAAAUUUAUUAAAUUAAAAAUAUAUUUUGUACAAA